CCAAACCCUCCCGCCCGCAAUGUCCAAGCCAGCAGCCAACAUCUCGCAGGCGUCCUUACUCGAGCUCAAGGCAAUCACAGCCGAGCAUGCAGACAAGUUUGCCAAGGAGGGCAAGGGCGCAGUCCGCGGCGCGCCCCGCCCAAAAGCACUCGACAAGGCGAAAGAGAAGGACCCCUUCCUCCGCCCGUCGCCGGGACUCGUGAAGCGCCUGGCCCGCGAGGCGCGCAACGACGCCAAGCAGCGGCACUUUGACGCCUCGGGGCCGAGCGAUGAGCAGCGGCGCGCAAUCCUAGAGGCCAAGGCGAGGAAGUACGACCAGCUCGCGAGGGGCGACUACUCGGGCUUGAGCGAACGCGAGCUCGCCGAGGCGACAAUAGAUUUUGAUCGCAAACGCGAAGAAUGGUCGGAUCAUUCGUCGGACGAGGACGAGUCAGCCGCGCCGGCCCGCGCGAGGUGGGACGACAACGGCGAGGACAAGUUCGAUACCCUCGGCGACCUGGAGACGGUCGAGUACGUCGACGAGAUGGGGCGUACACGAACCGGUACGAGGAAGGAGGCACGAGAGGCGGAGCGGGAGAAGGCUAGGGAUAAGCGCCGGCGUGAGGAAGGCAGCGACGACGAGGAAGGUGGGAGACGGUUCGAUCUGGGGGCGUAUGCCGAGGUGCAACAAUCACAGGUCAUCCACGGCGACCAGUCCUUCUUCCCUGUGUACCAGCCCGACCCAGACGCCAUCAAGCAGAAGUACCUAGAGGCGGAGCGCGCCGAGCGCACAGAGCGCUACGAUGCGUCCAAGGAGGUCCGUGUUCGCGGCGCUGGAGCGUACCAGUUCUCGCUGGACGACGAGGCGCGCAAGGUCCAGAUGGCCGAGUUGAACGCUCAACGCAACGAGACGGAGCGCGCGCGGGCAGAGGCUGCUGGCCGCACCGGGUCGGCGGCGAAGGAAGCGCAGAAGCGGCGUGUGGAGGAGCGCCGACGGCUCGUCGAGGCCAAGCGGGCCAAACUGCUGGGCGGGGCCGAGGUUGUCGCGCGGUUGCGCAGGGAAAAGGUCGAGCGCGACGCGGAUUCCUUGCUGAAUGACUUUGAGUCGCAGCUGAGGUCGUCGCCAGACAAGGCAUAGCACGCAUCCAUCACGCAGCGCACCGCAUACACCAUUGUAAUAGUAGUGGCAUAGCAUACAUAUGUACAACGAAUCACAACGUCUAUUGUCGUCUAGACCUGCACCCAGAAGCGUCCGGCGUCGGACGCGCCUUGCCCGUUGCCCAGGGCGCCGGUGACGCCGCCACCGCCAACCGCCUUUCCUACACGCUCCAUGACAGCGAGGCCGAGGCCGUCGUCGGCGCAACCCUCGACGAUGAUGGCGUCGACGCCGGCAUCAGUGCCAUCAGCUUCGAGUUCCAGCAGGCCGUCAAAGAGGGCAGCCGCAGCGCUCGUAGCGUCUGGGCCAAGGCUGCGCGGGGUCAUCUGCACACCUGAGACCGACGCCAGUGCCUUGGACAGGGGUGAGUUGGCAUAGUGCAGCAGGCCGAACUUUGGCUCGGCGGCCCGACCCUGCGUCUUGGCUGCCAGUGCGCGGACCACCUCGUUUGGCGCGGUGACGCUCGAGCUGAUCGCCGGGCGCGGGAACACGGUCGACGGGAGGAAGAGGUACACUGGGACGCGGGGCGAGUAGUGACGGUACUUCAUGCCGGGUGUGGAGGGUGCCGCGUCGGGGUUGGGCUUUGGCAAUGGCGCGGUCGAGGUCGAGCCACGGCGCCAUGGCUUGCCGUGCACGAGGAUGUCCGUGUAUCCGCCAUACUUGGCGUCCACAGCGGCCACGACUUUUGCGAUAUCCUCCACGCCGAGUCCACCAGGCCGGAGGACGUUGACGCUGCCGCCGCCGCCCUGCUUCCAGCCGAGUCCGUCGACGACCGUGCUCUCGACGCCGACCCCACAUGCGCCGCCGUCGAGGAUACACCCGAGCCCUUCGGCGCCGUCGAGGUCGUGCGCGACGUGUGCCGCGCGCGUAGGGGACGGCCGGCCGGAGCUGUUCGCACUCGGCGCCGAUACGGGCAGAUCGGCGGCCGCGAUGAGCGCCAGCGCCAACGGAUGGUCGGGCAUGCGGAUGCCGUUCGUCUGUGGGGCCGGGGCUGGUGGCGGACUAGGGUUGGGGAACAGCAGCGUGAGCGGUCCAGGCCAGUACGCGUCCACGAGGGCGAGGUAGAGCGGCGACAGGGCAUAGUUGGUCGGCAGGAGGCGGCGCAGCAUGGCGAGCGAGGACACGUGGAUGAUGAGCGGGUUAUCCCGUGGUCUGCCCUUGAUGUCGUAGACUUUGGCCACGGCGUCGGGGUUCAAAGAAUGCGCGCCGAGGCCGUACACCGUCUCGGUAGGGAACGCGACCGUGCGCCCGGCACGCAGAUGGCCCGCGGCGGUGGCGAGCGCCGCGCCGACAGCAGGCGAGGUGACAAAGGUUGGGUUCUCGAGGCGGUUCGGCGCCGACGGCGUGAUCCCCACGUCGGAGGGGGACGCAGACAGCACCGGCGUACGUGGCGGCACGGUCAUGUUGCGGGCUUGUGUGAGGGCUCGCGCGAGGCGAUGGCGCAUGCACAAUUGUGUUUGUUG
Messenger RNA from Vanrija pseudolonga, 2598 nucleotides. RefSeq lists its product with no specific name. The transcript has 5 exons. Gene Ontology annotation, cellular component: nucleus. Bases 20 to 1117 code for a protein of 365 amino acids. The record is from RefSeq and is a predicted model, not a curated record. NCBI's taxonomy places the organism in Eukaryota, Fungi, Basidiomycota, Tremellomycetes, Trichosporonales, Trichosporonaceae.